AUGAGUGCUAAUAAAGUAGAAGCUGGUUUUGUGCAAGCUCAAUCAAAUAACCUUCCAAAAGUGGAUUCUUUCAUGGUAUUUGAUUAUCUAAGUAAUCAUUCUAAGUUCACCAGCGCUGAAGUCCGUGGUUGGAAACUACAAAGAUCGGCACGUGAAACCUAUGGAGAUGAUGCUGUAGGAUUUGUUCAAGUCCAGAGGUCGGGACGUGUUUGUACGGUAAAAGCAAAAAUAACGCCUGAACAUAGAAUAAAAAGUAAAGCGUAUAGCUGUACAUUUACAUGUGAUGAAAAAGAGGAAACGGUUUUGAACGUGGACUGUCAUGACUGUGCUGCUCAAAAGGGAGGUUGCAAACAUAGCGUAGCGUUUUUGAUGUGGCUUCAUAGACGCAGCAAGGAGCCAUCUCCUACUGAAAAAAAAUGUUACUGGGCCAAAGCAAAGCUGGCUACUAUAGGUACUAAAUUUAUAAAAGCUAAAGAUAUGGGUCCCAGUUCAGUUACUACUGAAGAUAAAAAUAUUGAUAACACCAAUUCAGAUCAGUUUUUCCUAGCAGUUGUGCAAAGCCUAAAGGAACAUUCUAUUAAAAAUCAGUUAUCAGUAUACGUAACAAAGAAUGAGUAUAAAAAAUUGUCUUUGCAUAACCUCAUUCAUCAAUACAAAAAUGAAGGCAAUAAUAUAAAUAGUGCAGAUGAUUUUAUUGAUUAUUGCUCUACUAAAAUCACCAUAGAAAAAUGUCACAAAGCAGAGGAAGCAACAGUUUGUCAAGCUAGUUCACCGUUAUGGCAUGAGUUAAGGUAUUGUAGAAUAACCGCGUCUAAAGUUCACGAAGCUGCACAUUGCAAGACUCCUGAUGGUGCUUUGAUUGAACAAAUAUUUGGUGCCUCUGUACCCGAGACUCUGUCUAUGAAAAGAGGCAAACGAUUGGAAUCCAAUGUCAGAGCAGAAGUAGCCAAAACAAGGAAAAUAGUUAUUGAAAAUUGUGGUUUUUUUUUUAAAACCUGA
Parnassius apollo (apollo) is the source of this 999-nucleotide messenger RNA. Lineage: Eukaryota; Metazoa; Arthropoda; Insecta; Lepidoptera; Papilionidae. The record is from the annotation of a GenBank genome assembly.